UGUAAGCGCGUUUAUUUGUUUGUAUUUUGAAGCCUACAAGGGUGACAGUUGGAGAGCAAGUUCAACACUUUAUAACUUUUAAGCUUUCUAUCAGAUUCAAAUUCAAACUCAUCCCUUCUCUUCUUUUCUCAUGGCUUUCUGGUAAAUUCACAAUACACAGAUCUGAAACUAAGUAAAGAGGAUAUUAUAAUCAGUUCUGUAGUCAAAUAUGUCAUCAAAAGUGUUUAGAGCAAGCCGAUCAUCUAUAUCAACAUCAUCUGAUGCAGCUGAUGGCCAGAAGCCUCCUUUACCUCCAAGUGUACAAUUUGGGCGGAGAACUUCCUCGGGUCGCUAUGUGAGUUACUCUAGAGAUGAUCUUGACAGUGAAAUAGGGAGCACAGACUUCAUGAAUUAUACAGUGCAUAUACCAGCCACCCCAGAUAACCAACCUAUGGAUCCAUCAAUCUCACAGAAAGUUGAGGAGCAAUAUGUGUCAAAUUCACUUUUCACAGGUGGAUUCAACAGCGUUACUCGAGCCCAUCUGAUGGAUAAGGUGAUAGAAUCUGAAGCAAAUCAUCCACAGAUGGCUGGUGCAAAAGGGUCUUCAUGUGCAGUUCCUGGUUGUGAUUCUAAGGUGAUGAGUGACGAACGUGGUGCUGAUAUUCUUCCCUGUGAGUGUGAUUUUAAGAUAUGUAGAGAUUGUUAUAUAGAUGCAGUGAAAACAGGAGGUGGUAUUUGCCCAGGAUGCAAGGAACAGUAUAAGAACACAGAAUUAGAUGAAGUGGCUGUAGAUAAUGGACGUCCUCUUCCACUUCCUCCACCUGGUGGAAUUUCUAAAAUGGAGAAGAGAUUGUCCUUGAUGAAGUCAACGAAAUCAAUGCUAAUGAGGAGCCAAACUGGAGACUUUGAUCAUAACCGGUGGCUCUUUGAAACAAAGGGGACCUAUGGCUAUGGUAAUGCUAUAUGGCCAAAGGAAGGAGGUUUUGGAAAUGAAAUAGAGGAUGAUGUUGUUGAGCCAACUGAAUUGAUGAACAGGCCUUGGAGACCACUUACUAGGAAACUGAAGAUACCUGCUGCUAUUUUGAGUCCAUAUCGUCUUAUCAUUUUUAUUCGUUUGGUUGUCUUGGCACUGUUCUUGGCAUGGAGGGUCAAACACCAAAAUACUGAUGCAGUAUGGCUAUGGGGCAUGUCUGUUGUUUGUGAGAUAUGGUUUGCUUUUUCCUGGCUUCUGGAUCAACUGCCCAAACUAUGCCCAGUGAAUCGCUCCACAGAUCUUAAUGUUCUAAAGGAGAAAUUUGAAACACCCACCCCUAACAAUCCAACUGGAAAAUCUGAUCUUCCAGGAAUAGAUAUAUUUGUUUCUACUGCAGAUCCUGAGAAAGAACCUCCUCUCGUAACUGCAAACACUAUCCUGUCUAUUUUAGCUGCUGAUUACCCUGUGGAGAAGCUUUCUUGUUAUGUUUCUGAUGAUGGAGGUGCGCUCCUAACUUUUGAGGCAAUGGCUGAAGCUGCUAGCUUUGCUAAUUCAUGGGUUCCCUUCUGCCGUAAACAUGAUAUAGAGCCUAGGAAUCCUGAAUCAUACUUCAACUUGAAAAGAGACCCUUACAAAAACAAAGUGCGGCCUGAUUUUGUCAAGGAUCGAAGGCGAGUAAAGCGUGAGUAUGAUGAAUUUAAGGUUAGGAUCAAUGGUCUGCCGGAAUCUAUUCGUCGCCGAUCUGAUGCCUAUCAUGCAAGAGAGGAAAUCAAGGCCAUGAAAGUUCAGAGACAAAAUAGGGGAGAUGAACCUCAAGAAACGGUAAAGAUUCCUAAAGCAACAUGGAUGGCUGAUGGAACACAUUGGCCAGGAACUUGGUUGAGUCCUACAUCCGAGCAUUCUAAGGGUGACCAUGCUGGUAUAAUUCAGGUGAUGUUGAAGCCGCCUAGCGAUGAACCUCUCCCCGGAAAUGCAGAUGAUACAAGUCUCAUAGACCUAACUGAUGUUGAUAUACGUCUUCCCCUUCUUGUUUAUGUUUCUCGAGAGAAGCGACCGGGCUAUGAUCACAACAAGAAAGCUGGCGCCAUGAAUGCCUUGGUUCGAGCAUCGGCAAUCAUGUCUAAUGGUCCAUUUAUUCUCAAUCUUGACUGUGAUCACUAUAUCUACAACUCAAAGGCAAUGAGGGAAGGGAUGUGCUUUAUGAUGGAUCGCGGAGGCGAUCGCCUUUGCUACGUCCAGUUCCCCCAAAGGUUUGAAGGGAUUGAUCCCUCUGAUAGAUAUGCUAAUCACAAUACUGUCUUCUUUGAUGUCAACAUGAGAGCCCUUGAUGGACUUCAAGGGCCGGUGUAUGUGGGAACAGGGUGCCUUUUCAGACGGAUUGCACUAUAUGGUUUUGACCCACCCCGUUCCAAAGAGCACCACACAGGUUGUUGUAAUUGUUGCUUUGGUCGUCAGAAGAAACAUGCAUCAAUGGCAAGCACCCCAGAAGAGAGCCGGGCAUUGAGGAUGGGUGAUUCUGAUGAGGAGGAAAUGAAUCUAUCACUGUUCCCGAAGAAAUUUGGAAACUCAACUUUCCUUAUUGACUCUAUUCCUGUGGCUGAAUUCCAAGGCCGACCACUGGCCGAUCACCCUGCCGUGAAAAACGGACGUCCACCCGGCGCUCUCACCAUCCCCCGCGAUCUUCUCGAUGCAUCGACAGUGGCAGAGGCCAUCAGUGUCAUCUCCUGUUGGUACGAGGACAAGACCGAGUGGGGAAACCGUGUCGGGUGGAUCUAUGGCUCUGUGACAGAGGAUGUGGUGACAGGGUAUAGGAUGCACAAUAGAGGAUGGAAAUCAGUUUACUGUGUGACCAAACGUGAUGCCUUCCGUGGAACUGCUCCCAUCAAUCUCACUGACAGGUUGCAUCAAGUUCUCAGAUGGGCUACUGGCUCAGUUGAGAUAUUCUUCUCAAGAAACAAUGCUUUGCUGGCCAGCCCAAGAAUGAAAAUUCUUCAAAGAAUUGCAUAUCUGAAUGUUGGAAUCUACCCUUUCACAUCCAUAUUUCUGAUUGUCUACUGCUUCCUUCCUGCAUUGUCCCUUUUCUCUGGGCAGUUCAUCGUGCAGACCCUCAAUGUCACUUUUCUAUCAUACCUCUUAGGAAUCACCGUGACUCUGUGCAUACUUGCAGUGCUUGAGAUUAAGUGGUCAGGGAUUGAGCUGGAAGAAUGGUGGAGAAAUGAGCAGUUCUGGCUGAUUGGAGGGACAAGUGCUCAUCUUGCUGCUGUGCUGCAAGGAUUGCUGAAAGUCAUAGCAGGAAUUGAAAUCUCAUUCACCUUGACAUCAAAGUCAGGUGGCGAUGAUGUAGAUGAUGAAUUUGCUGAUCUGUAUGUUGUGAAAUGGACAUCCCUCAUGAUACCACCUAUCACAAUUAUGAUGGUUAACCUGAUAGGAAUAGCAGUUGGAGUUAGCAGAACCAUUUACAGUGUGAUACCACAAUGGAGCCGUCUACUGGGUGGUGUGUUCUUCAGUUUUUGGGUCUUGGCUCAUCUCUAUCCCUUUGCAAAAGGUUUGAUGGGAAGAAGAGGAAGAACACCUACCAUAGUUUUUGUAUGGUCAGGCCUAAUUUCCAUCACAAUUUCUCUCCUCUGGGUUGCCAUCAACCCUCCUGCUGGUUCUAAUCAGAUUGGUGGUUCAUUCCAGUUUCCUUGAUACCUCAUUCUUUUUCUCACAUCAUUCAGUCACCAAUUUCUUCAUUUAAAUUAGUUUCUCUCUCCAUAUAUAUAUAUAUAGAAUGAUUCUAUAUCUUGAUGCUACUAAUGGAUUGACUUAAAUUAUGCAGUCUGUUGUUAUGCUUAUGAAUUUUGUUUAGAAGUUAAUUCCAGAGAUCUGUCACUGACUUUACUU
Messenger RNA from Vigna angularis (adzuki bean), 3835 nucleotides. RefSeq names its product cellulose synthase-like protein D2. The transcript is spliced from 4 exons. Gene Ontology annotation, biological process: cellulose biosynthetic process; plant-type primary cell wall biogenesis. Lineage: Eukaryota; Viridiplantae; Streptophyta; Magnoliopsida; Fabales; Fabaceae. Gene Ontology annotation, molecular function: cellulose synthase (UDP-forming) activity; mannan synthase activity. The record is from RefSeq and is a predicted model, not a curated record. Gene Ontology annotation, cellular component: plasma membrane; trans-Golgi network. The coding region runs from base 209 to 3640 and encodes 1143 amino acids.